ACUUUAUUGAUCAGGAAAAGCUCUCGUCCGGAAACAGUCCGCCCGCCAGAAAGUCCAUUAACGACCAAUCUUCAUAUACAACCGAAAAUCUUUGAUGAUACACUUUAUUAUUAUCCGCACAUACGGAUGUUUGGGUAUUCCGUAUAGAGAGCUAAAUUCUGAGAAAACGUGCAGGUGGGGUUAUUUCAUUACUUUGAAUAAAUUCCAGUGGAUAUGAAGUAAGAGUCCAGUUCUCUGAGCAUUACUUUCCCAUUGUGUUGAAUUUAAACACAUCUGGGUUUUUGUGUUCCGCGCUGAUGAGAUUGCAUCGGAAAGGAAUUAGAUGUCUUAUAAGAGAUCUGAUACAAUUGAAAUACUUUGAAGUAGGCGUUAAGGCGUACAUCAAUCUGUAAUUGUUCAUCGGGGGUACUGCAACGGACAUUUAAGCAUGUAGAGCAUUUUGAUGGUCUUUGUGAGCCCAGAAGACAUGACCCAAAGCGGCCUUUCACACUAUACUUUGGAAUCCUGUACUUUGCAGCUUAAUAAUUGGAAGCCGUUUUUACCGUCAGCAGAAUACCCAAAUUCGGUACCAGAAGCAGCAGUGGUGGCCUGUUCCGAUUCAUUGUCAAAGCAGAAGCCUAUUUAUCUGAAUGGAUUAAUGGAAAUGUUAGGUGCCAAGCCAGAAAAUCAGGUGCAUAUAGCCACUGGUGGCUCUGUAAAGAAACAAUGUUUAUCUGACAGAGGAUCUCGUAGGAAUCUUUGUGAUUUUCUUGAUAUGAACAAGCUGAGUUUGUUAGAGGAUGACAGCAAAAGCCCACAGAGCAAAUCUCUCAGGAUUGAAAAAACAAGUAAUAUUGAUAGGAUUUACCACCGAUCAAUACCUCCUAUAUCAUUCGCGCAUAUGGCUAGAAAGAGGAGGAGAAGAGGAUCCAGGUCUGGAUCGGGUAGGAGUAGUGAUAUAAGCAGGAACAGGAUCAAUGGGUCUGACCCACCAACAAGAGGUGCUUCUGCAACCUAUGCUACUUGCUCAGAUUUCCCCAUUGCUGGAACUGAUUCAAGUGGGGAGCUGUUUUACAAUGGAGAUUGCAAUUGGGGAUCUGACAUGAUUAUUCCCAUGAGUGAAGUAAGAAACCACACAAAAAGAGAAGGGAAGGAUGUCGGAGGAGAGCCCUUUUUCUCGUGGCAGGGUAUUGAUAUUCAGAGCAAUGAAUCUGGUUAUGGGAGUGAACCUGGCUAUAGAGGGGAUGCAGAAUUUGGGUAUGGUGAAGAUGGGGUAGGUGAUGAAUUGGAUGAGGAGGAAGAUGAUGGCCGGAUUACAUUUUGGGAUAAUUUAGUUGUAUGUGAUUCGGUACUGGGAAAUAUUCAGCAGUCAAAUUUUGACAUGUCUGAGGAUGAUGACCGAUCAGCUCUGGAAGAUCACAUGCAGCUGGUGUGUAAAAAUGCUUUACAAGAUCAGAAAUUGCAUCAUAGAUUCAGACGUAGAAGGCAGGAUUGUAGAAUGAUGGAGUCACAUGGUAACAGGGAUUCAUUUGCCACUCAAAAUAAUUAAUUGGGAAUUGUAGCAUACAUAAGCCUUUUUAGCGAAUCUCAUUUCUUUUCCAAGCCUUAUUGCCUGUGAAGAUCCAUGGUCAAAUAAUCUGAAGUAUUGGAGCAGAAGGAGAUUGUUUAGCCAAUCAUUUGGCAAUAAAUUACUUGCAAAUCUAAAAUGAAGGUGUUUGAUGAGUAUGAAAGGGUUGAAGUAGGAGAAUCAUUAAUCUGUCCAAGCUCAAUAAUAUCUCUGCAAUUCAGGAAGUGGAAAUAAUUGACGACUUCAAAGAAAGACCCUUUUGAGUCCUUUUCUUUGAUAAGGGUAAAGAUCCCCCCCUCAAUGCAGCAUUCCUUACCUGAGAAGCCAUCUAAAUUUUUCAGACCUCUUUUGGAUUGUUGGAUCACAUAAAUGCAACUCCUCUGCUUUUUAACCUAAUCCACAUCACCAUCAGAUGCAUGCCUACUGGGUUUUGAGCCUGGGCCAUUGAGGUGACAUGUGGCGAUGCUAUACCAUAUUCUGGUGACCAAGAUGGCUUUGAGUUUGUUUUUUUAAAAUUAGCUUCUAAAAGAUAGCUUCUUUUGUAUCACAGAAUUGAGGAUGAGAUUUGGUGUCCAUUGAAUGUGUGAAACCUGUGUGGGGAAGAACUUAAAGAUAGCCCCUGCUGCAAAGUCAGCUAAAGUGGUUUGUCAUCAAAAUAAUAGCUCAGGUUGGGAAAUACUGGAACAGAGUUUCAAAGAAAAGUGUGCAAUCAGGGUAUGAGUUGUGUGCCCUUCAACGGCAGAAACAAAUUUUCAAAACAAAAUUGCAGGCUAAUGCGUAGGAGUGCACAAUGUGGAGAAGGAAUGGAUUUUGUUUAAGCUAUGUUACCAGUUCGUUCUGCAAAACCCCUGGAUCUGGGUCCAGCUCAAACUAGGUUUGGAUUCCAUGCAGCUGUUCAUGGUCCUGCCAAAUGGACUUGGAUUUGGCUGGAUCCAUUGCAGGGCGAACCUAGGGGAAUGGGGUUCCAUUAUGCAGGCCCCAAACAGAACCCGGGAUGAGCUCAUCUGAAAAUUGCAGCUUUUAAAAAAAAGAAUGAUUCCUUCACAACUUUGCUCCAAUAUUUUUUUCCUCACAGCAAUGUUGUAAAUGGUGGCCAGGCUUGCCUUGGUCACCAUUGGGCAUGUCCUGAAGUAAUGCAACAAUGGCAUUCUUUGCCUCUAGAUUGCUUUCUUGAAGAACACAUUACAAGGUAAGCAAUGAUGCUGGACAAAGAGAGAAAAUCCAGGGCCUUGGAAGUCAAGGACGAAGUAUUGAUUCUUUCUCACAAAUCAAAAUCUCUGUAAAAAUUGCAUUGAGGUGGGUGGGAUCUAGAGGCACCUUGGGCAUAAGAAUUCAUUUGAUUCCUAGACCACUGUUGGUCACACCAAUCUUGAAUAAAUCAAUGGAAGGCAUGAUUUGGAAUUGUGUCAUGGGUGUGCAGAAGCUGGUUUGUGAUGGAGCGGACAAUAUUGCUGGAAUCUAGCCAGGCUACAAUGCAGUGGCAAUCAUAAGCAAGGUCUGUGCGGAGAGUUACAUAUCCUUCAUCAGCUCCAGCGACAUGGGGCACCUCAGAUAACUUGGCACUGUCACUUCAACAUCCAUUACCUUCACUGUCUCUAUAACCAAAUCCAGAUAUCUCAGAUAGCAGUUUUUUUUUCUGAUUUUAUUAUUAUAUUAAUAUUGAACAGUGAAUAUCUAUUAUGACAUUCAAGUUUGACUAAGUGCCAUUGAAAUAGUGUU
Cryptomeria japonica (Japanese cedar) is the source of this 3265-nucleotide messenger RNA. RefSeq lists its product as uncharacterized. The record is from RefSeq and is a predicted model, not a curated record. The transcript is spliced from 3 exons. NCBI's taxonomy places the organism in Eukaryota, Viridiplantae, Streptophyta, Pinopsida, Cupressales, Cupressaceae. Bases 443 to 1528 code for a protein of 361 amino acids.